CCCCCCCCCCCCCCUCUCACUCUCUCUCUAAAAACCAUCAACGUCUCUCUCUCUCUCUCUCUCUUCCGUCGAGCAAUUUAUUAACAGUUUACACUUCACAGCGCAAUUGAUAACGUUCGGAAUGAUUAUUUACAGAAGCCCUUUAUCAAGAUGGAUAGAUUGAUGGAUUUCGUUAGAUAGACAAGAAAUUUUGAGAGACAGAGAAAGAGAGAAGGAGAGAACCCGUAACCCAUCUCAGGGAGGCCACCCAAUCUAUUGCUUUGCUUUUGUUCCGUUGGUUUUUGCCUUGUCCUAUUUCUGGCCUUAAUCCCCCCGAAACCUCGGAACCUCCCGGCCCUUGUUCUGAUCCUCUGUUGCCUCGGCCCCCUCAAUUUUCCCUCUCAGAAAUACUGGACCUUCUUCCUCUGCCCAGAAUUUCCCGUUCCCUGGUCGACAUUUUUUGUGUUUCGAUUGACAGACCUCUCUAGAGCUUCAUUCAUGGUUCCUAUCCGGCUCCCAGCAGGGCCUUUCUUCUUCUGCUUCAACUUAAAGAAUUGCAGUUCCCCAACCGGUUUUCGGGUUCAAGAUUGACUCUUUCAAGGUCUCUCUCUCUCUCUCUCUCUCUCUCUCUCUCUCUCCCCAUGUGGGCGUUCCUAAAUUGACAAAGUCCUCCGCCUUCCUUGUUAAAGAUCCCACCUUUCUCCGUCUAAACCUUGUUCUUGAUCCGCCACAGCCAAGAGAAUGUACGGGACGCAGAGCAAGAGGGACCUAUCCCUCGAGUUGCAGUCUCAGAUUCCGAUCCUGAGGCCGAGCAUCCACUCCCGGCGGGCCAACCUGACCGUCAAGUUCCAGGACCUGUACGGGUUCACGGUGGAAGGGAAUGUCGACGACGUGAACGUCCUCAAUGAGGUCAGGGAGAAGGUCAGGCAGCAGGGGCGCGUCUGGUGGGCCCUGGAGGCCAGCAAAGGGGCCAAUUGGUACUUGCAGCCCGAGAUUUCGAACGGGCUCGCUCUCAAAUCGUCCCUCAAGAUCUCGGCCGUGGCGAAUUCCAUCACCCUCAGGAAGCUGAUCCGGAAGGGUAUCCCGCCGGUGCUGCGGCCCAAGGUCUGGUUCUCGCUCUCGGGGGCGGCCAAGAAGAAGUCCACGGUGCCCGAGAGUUACUAUAAUGACCUCAGUAAGGCUGUGGAGGGCAAGGUCACCGCUGCCACCAGGCAGAUUGAUCAUGAUCUGCCGCGGACGUUUCCAGGUCACCCAUGGCUGGAUACCUCAGAAGGUCAUGCAGCCCUCAGGCGUGUCCUUGUUGGAUAUUCUUUCCGCGACUCUGAUGUUGGCUACUGUCAGGGGUUGAAUUAUGUUGCAGCACUCUUGUUGCUGGUCAUGAAAACGGAAGAGGACGCCUUUUGGAUGCUGGCUGUCCUGUUAGAGAAUGUCUUGGUUAACGACUGCUACACAAAUAAUUUAUCAGGAUGUCACGUUGAACAAAGGGUAUUUAAAGAUUUACUCACUAAAAAGUGCCCGAGGUUAGCAGCUCAUUUGGAGGCAUUAGAGUUUGAUGUUUCGCUCGUUGCCACGGAGUGGUUCCUGUGUCUCUUCUCGAAGAGCUUGCCUUCAGAGACAACUUUGAGGGUGUGGGAUGUUCUGUUCUAUGAGGGCGCCAAGGUUCUAUUCCAUGUGGCUCUAGGUAUCUUCAAGAUGAAAGAAGACGAAUUGCUUCUAACCCAUCACGUAGGCGAUGUAAUUAACAUCCUGCAGAGGACUACUCAUCACCUCUUCGAUCCCGAUGAUUUGCUGACGGUCGCUUUUGAGAAUACUGGUUUCAUGUUCACUAACACGCUCUCAAAGCAAAGGAAGAAGCAGGAGCCAGCAGUCAUGGCUGAGCUCGACCAGAGACUGAGACGACUAAAUUCCCUCAAAAUGGACGACAAAUAGCACCUCGGGGUCUACGCAUCUGAUCGGAAUCUCUGUAUCAUGAGACGAGAAAGAGAGACAUUAUAGUUAACGUUAUUACCGAACAUAAUUCCUGUAUGUAUUUGCUGCUCACUGGAAAAGGGGAGGGACAGAGUAAAAUGGUUCGACGAUGUGCCCUCUGUGAUAUCUCAGGGCAUAGAAAUGGGGUACAGUUGGUGGCAGAAUUGUAAAUUUUUCAAAUUGUUUUACGGACCGGUUCAUUCCAAAAUAUAAUGUGAUUCCGGUUCUGUUGUUA
Messenger RNA from Punica granatum (pomegranate), 2182 nucleotides. The record is from RefSeq and is a predicted model, not a curated record. NCBI's taxonomy places the organism in Eukaryota, Viridiplantae, Streptophyta, Magnoliopsida, Myrtales, Lythraceae.